GUUGCCGAAUACUUAAACGCCUUGGCUGACCCGCUUCAGCCAGUUCCUCCUGUUCCUAGUUGGUUUACAACUUGACCCAGCGACCGACACUGUGCUACUCGCAAGCACAAAUUGAAACAUGAACAGGCUGGUUUUGAAUAACCGUGAUUUAAAUCGUCAUGGAUGGAAAAUGGUGCGGAGGGCAUUCUGCAGUGAUGCGCCUAAAGGUGCGGCUGGUACAAGCAGCAGUGAUACUGUUGAGGACCAUAACGCGAAGGGCGAACAUGAAAAUACUGCCCCACAGUUUGACAUUGCUAUAAUUGGAGGUGGCAUGGUUGGCAUGGGUCUAGCUUGUUCUUUGGCCAGAAUGCCACUGACAAAGCACUUGUCUGUAGCCAUUGUUGACAGCAAUCCAGCUUUGCUCAAUAGUACUAGCAUAAAAAAAGAUGAUCCUCCAGAUCCAAGGGUCAGUACUGUGACUCCCACAACUAUAUCUCUUUUUAAAGGUGUUGGUGCUUGGCAGUAUAUUGAACAGCAUCGACAUGCUUAUUUUGACAAGAUGCAGGUCUGGGACUACACUGGGCUUGGAUUCACGAGAUAUAAUGCACGAGAUGUGAAUAAAGAAGUGCUCGGGUGCGUUGUGGAGAACAAGAUCCUUCACAAAUCUCUUUUGUCAUGCAUGCAGGACUCUGAUCUACAGAAGACGAUAUUUCCGUCCCGAUUAACUUCAAUGAUUUCGAGUCCAAGUUCUGCAACAAAGGCAUUGGGUAGUAGAUCCUCCAGAGAAGGAUCGCAUGAUAGAGGAAAUUUAACAAAACUGGAACUAAGCGACGGCAAUAGUUUGUACGCAAAGCUUGUGGUUGGAGCUGAUGGCUCCAAGUCACGUGUUAGGGAGUUGGCUGGCAUCAAAACAACUGGAUGGAAAUAUUCCCAGAAUGCAAUUAUCUGUACUGUAGAACAUACUGAGGAAAAUCGGUGUGCAUGGCAAAGAUUUCUGCCUAAUGGCCCUCUUGCACUUCUGCCAAUUGGUGACAGGUACAGCAAUAUCGUUUGGACCAUGGACCCUAAAGAGUCACUAAGCCGAAAAGCAAUGAAUGACGAGGAAUUUGUGAGAGCAGUAAAUCAUGCUUUGAAUGACGGUUAUGGUCCUCAACCCAAGCCACGAGUAUCUGGUGGCGGAGGUAUUUUUUCUUGGCUUGGGGCAGAUGUAACAUCGUCAAGUGAGCGGUUUGAGCUUCCACCAAAAGUAGUGAAAUUGGUGUCAGAAAGAAUGGUGUUCCCAUUGUCUUUAAUGCAUGCAAAUAGUUAUGCUUCAAAGCGUGUUGUUCUAAUUGGUGAUGCAGCACACACUGUGCAUCCUUUGGCUGGUCAAGGCGUGAAUAUGGGUUUUGGUGAUGCAUUUACUCUUUCUAAAGUCAUUUCUGAAGGUGUUGCUAUGGGAUCUGAUAUUGGGGAGGUAUCUCUGCUGCAGAAGUAUGAAGCAGACAGGAAAACAGCUAACAUUGCGAUGAUGGCAAUCCUGGAUGGUUUCCAAAAGGCGUACUCAGUUGAUUUUGGACCAUUGAAUUUAAUACGUGCUGCUGCUUUCUAUGGGGCAAAUUAUAUUCCACCACUAAAGAGACAUAUAAUCUCAUAUGCUUCAGGCGAGCAGAGAUUGCCUAUUUUCGCUUGAAAAGGUAUUGUACUAACCAGUCAAAUAAUGUUCAAAUAACAAUUUGUCAUCAAUGUAGAUAACCUUUCAGGUCUGUAAUGCAGUGUAAGCUAAUGUUCCACACCUUGUGCCGAACUUUUUGUCCUCUGUGAAAUCUUGAUUCGUCAGUUGUCACCGCUAAUGUUCUAUUUUUGUAACAUGAUGACACUUAAGUUACAUAUUAUAAAGCAUCAGUUCAGCUUGCUCUUUGCA
Molecule: messenger RNA, 1882 nt
Organism: Daucus carota subsp. sativus
Lineage: Eukaryota; Viridiplantae; Streptophyta; Magnoliopsida; Apiales; Apiaceae
Exons: 10
Coding region: 119-1651 (510 amino acids)
Biological process (GO): xanthophyll biosynthetic process; carotene biosynthetic process; ubiquinone biosynthetic process
Cellular component (GO): mitochondrion
Molecular function (GO): 2-octaprenyl-6-methoxyphenol hydroxylase activity; FAD binding; oxidoreductase activity, acting on paired donors, with incorporation or reduction of molecular oxygen, NAD(P)H as one donor, and incorporation of one atom of oxygen
Source: RefSeq, a predicted model, not a curated record